CUCAGUCUUCUCUUUUGGAGGCUGAACAGGUUCAGGUCCCUCAGCCUCUCCUCGUAGGGCCUACCCUGUUGCCCCCUACCCUCCUCUGGACCCUCUCCGUAUUGGUAAUAAGCAGUUCAAUGUUCCUGUGCAAAUAGAGUACUAGUAUUACAGCCUAUGAAAUGUCUACAAGCCUGAGGUUACAUCUGACCAUGAGUCGACAACUGAAACAUGAAUUCUCCAGUGCUGUGAUUCUUAGCACUGAUGACUUUUUCAUCGAAGAUGGCAUCUACCAGUUUGAUCACAGAUUGCUAGAGGAAGCACAUACAUGGAACCAAAAGAGAGCACGCAAAGCAAUGGAGAAUGGGAGAUCCCCGGUUAUUAUUGAUAAUACCAACAUCCGUGCUUGGGAAAUGAAGCCAUAUGUGAUCAUGGCACUUGAGAAUGGCUAUGAAGUUACAUUCCGAGAACCAGAAACACAAUGGAGAUUCGAUGUUCAGAAGCUGGCAAGAAGAAACACUCAUCAGGUCCCAAGAGAAAAAAUACAGCGAAUGAAAGAACAGUAUGAGCAUGGUGUUACCGUCGAAACUGUGCUUCAGUCUGAACAACCCAGGAGAGAUGUUGGAAAUUCUAGUGGACCAAAUGCAGCUCUCAGCACUGGGGCUUACUCCAAUUCACAUCCAGCAUUUUCAAACAGAAGAGCAUAUGACACACAUACAAGUCAAAGAUCAUAUAACAGGAGAGGUGGAUUCCACAAUGUAUUUUAGUAUUUCACCAAUGUAUGAAAGACCAUUUUGCAGUUUUCUAAGCCAUUUUUAUUGAGUUUUUUGGGCUUUUUAGUUUACUAAAUCUUUAAAUCAGGUAUCAAUGCUUUUAAAUUUACAUACUGUAAUGCAAGAGCAUUCAGUUAUGGACUCUAAGACUACUGAGCCCACCGUAAACUCUUCCCAUUCCCGCUAAACCCAUGUUCAUUAAUUUCUCUCGUUUUGUCAUGUCAUAGCUGUAGACUGUGAAUUCUCCAGGGCAGAGCUGGUGUCUGUACCCUGCCAUAUUACUUGUAUUGCAACUUGCCUCCCAGACCCACUCUCCUUUUUCCCUCGUGUCCAGUCUCUCACUAAACCAGCCUCUUCUUUGUCUCCAAUACUUUCCAGUUCCAACCUUUCUUCAAAGUUCUUGGGACCAAACCCUUGUUCAGGCUGUGGUCAUUUCUAGUCUCCUCACUUUCUUAUGCCUGGUCUCCUGGCUUCACCAUUCUUCUCUUUCCAGCUUUCCCAAACCUUAGCUAACAAUGUACAGUGCUCUUUGAAUCCCUCUAUUGGUUUCCUGUCUUACUGCUGUAAAAAGGCUCAACAUAACCAUCUGCCCAUCCAUGUCUUUUGUUACCUUGAUUCAGGCUUUUCUUACUCUUCAUUUUACUUUCCACUGUGGCUCCUUCAUACACCCAGACAAUAUCUGUCUUUAUCUGCCAAGUGCUACCUCUCCUCCUUCAGAUCCCAUUAAGUCUCUCCUCCCUUUUCUCAUUAAUAGUCACCACCUCACUCCUUUUCCUGAACUGAUAAUCUGUAUAUCUUGUCUUAUACUAUAAAGUUUUAAGAAUAGGGGCGUCUUUGUUUUAAAAUGUAGUAUACAUUGUAUGUGAUAGCACUAAUUUUUUAUUAAUAGUAGAAAUAGAAAAAAUGUACACAGUGGAGACCAUCACAAGCCAUGAGAACUUGAGUGAUGCAUUAAAGACAAU
This is a messenger RNA of Alligator sinensis (Chinese alligator), 1714 nucleotides long. It is a transcript of the gene N4BP2L1, whose product is annotated as NEDD4 binding protein 2 like 1. The record is from RefSeq and is a predicted model, not a curated record. NCBI's taxonomy places the organism in Eukaryota, Metazoa, Chordata, Crocodylia, Alligatoridae. The transcript has 5 exons. Bases 162 to 746 code for a protein of 194 amino acids.